This is a messenger RNA of Trichechus manatus latirostris (Florida manatee), 2247 nucleotides long. RefSeq names its product tubulin tyrosine ligase (gene TTL). The transcript is spliced from 7 exons. NCBI's taxonomy places the organism in Eukaryota, Metazoa, Chordata, Mammalia, Sirenia, Trichechidae. Gene Ontology annotation, cellular component: spindle microtubule. Gene Ontology annotation, molecular function: tubulin-tyrosine ligase activity. Gene Ontology annotation, biological process: protein modification process; microtubule cytoskeleton organization. The coding region runs from base 186 to 1316 and encodes 376 amino acids. The record is from RefSeq and is a predicted model, not a curated record.
GAGCGCGACAGGGGCUGGGGCGUGGCGGGGACCGGGACGCAGCGGCUUGGGGCCCCGGGGCGCUGCAGGGACCGGUACUUGGCGGGCGCAGCGGUCGGCGGGGCGGGUUCCACGCUGAGCUGCCUCCUCGGACGGCUGGUCCCUGUGGCGGCGGCCCGGGGCGCUGGGGCGCGAGGCCCUUCACCAUGUACACUUUCGUGGUGCGUGACGAGAACAGCAGCGUCUACGCCGAGGUCUCCCGGCUGCUCCUCGCUACAGGCCACUGGAGAAGGCUGAGGCGAGACAACCCCAGAUUUAACCUGAUGCUGGGAGAGAGGAACCGGCUGCCCUUCGGGCGACUGGGUCAUGAGCCUGGGCUGAUGCAGUUGGUGAAUUACUACAGAGGGGCUGACAGACUGUGUCGUAAAGCUUCCUUAGUGAAGUUAAUUAAAACAAGCCCGGAACUGUCCGAGUCCUGCACGUGGUUCCCCGAGUCAUAUGUGAUAUAUCCAACUAAUCUGAAGACUCCAGUUGCUCCAGCGCAGAAUGGAAUCCACCCACCAAUCAAUAACUCAAGGACAGAUGAAAGAAAAUUCUUCCUGGCUUCUUAUAACAAAAAGAAGGAGGGUGGAGAAGGCAACGUCUGGAUUGCAAAGUCCUCAGCUGGUGCCAAAGGUGAAGGCAUCCUUAUCUCGUCGGAGGCUACAGAGCUUCUGGAUUUCAUAGAUAACCAGGGCCAGGUGCAUGUAAUCCAGAAAUACCUUGAGCACCCUCUGCUUCUUGAGCCAGGUCAUCGCAAGUUUGACAUUCGGAGCUGGGUCUUGGUAGAUCAUCAGUAUAAUAUCUACCUCUAUAAAGAGGGUGUGCUUCGGACUGCUUCAGAACCAUAUCAUGUUGAUAAUUUCCAAGACAAAACCUGCCAUUUGACCAAUCACUGCAUUCAAAAGGAGUACUCAAAGAACUAUGGAAAGUAUGAAGAAGGAAAUGAAAUGUUCUUUGAGGAGUUUAAUCAGUACCUAACAAGUGCUUUGAACAUUACCCUGGAAAGUGGUAUCUUACUACAAAUCAAACAUAUAAUAAGGAGCUGCCUUAUGAGUGUGGAGCCGGCCAUCAGCACCAAGCACCUCCCUUACCAGAGCUUCCAGCUCUUUGGCUUCGACUUCAUGGUGGAUGAGGAGCUGAAGGUGUGGCUCAUUGAGGUCAACGGCGCCCCUGCUUGUGCUCAGAAACUGUAUGCAGAGCUUUGCCAGGGCAUUGUGGACCUCGCUGUCUCCAGUGUCUUCCCGCCCCCAGACGUGGCGCAGCAGACCCAGCAGGCUGCGUUCAUCAAGCUCUGACGGAAGGAGGUGCCUCGAGCGGCCUCGGAAGAAGCACGGGGUCUGGCUUCAGGGGAAGGUGAAACGACCAAUUCCUCACUAUCAAGCCAAAACAAGUGGAAGAGAGGCAACUCCAGGGUGGAGGGAGAGCAUAGAAGAAAGACACCUUCCCCAAAGAGCCGUGACCUGAGGGUGUGUCCCAGAUUGAGCUCUCCACACUGCUAGGGAAGACUUGAAAACUGAAGGAGAUUUCUCUGAGGGAGAGCAAAAUGUCCUUCCAAGGGGAAAACACAGGGACUUGAUUAUUUUAGGUUCUCAUCCUUCUGAAAGUCUUGUUUUUCUCCUAAGGCAGCAUUGUGAGCAGCACCUAUCCUCCCUGGGGGUCGCAGACCGUUUGGCCCUUUGGUUGGUGUCUUUCCACCUGCUGCAGCCUUAGUGCCUUAGCGCUGUUCCCAGCAGCACCCCUUCUGUUCUGGGGCAGGGACUGGAUGCUAGAGCAUUUGGGAGGUUGCUGAUGUGUUCCCCCGCUCCCUGACACUCUGCCCCCUGAAAUCGGGACGUGCAUGCACCCACAGUUCUGGAUUUCACACUGGACACGGCCCUCGCAGCGAAGAGGGUUUUCCUCAUCGUGUAUCCUGAUGGCGUUUGAUCAGUCAUUUGUCAGGAUUGGUGUUGGUUGGGCACCAAAACAGCAAACGCCGCUCUGAGUCUGCUCUCUGCAUGUUUUCGAAACAAAGCAGCAGGUCUGCCCUGAACCUGUAAACAUCAAAUAAGCACGAAAGAGAAAAACAUGAUAUCUUGCUUCACUUAUCAGAGUGGGUAUGGUGGGUUUUUGAAAAAUGAUGACUUGCAAUUAUCUUUGUUUUAACCAGAGUUCUAAAUGAACUUUUGCGAAGUUCCCUUUUCUUCACUCUUUUUUUUUUUUUAAAAAAACAAAAAACCUUUGUACAAA